UCAGGAGUUUUUCUUGUUGUAAUAACUUUAGUUACAGCCCUGGGGAAUGGCCUUCUACUGUUCGUUAUCUGGAAGGAUCCGUUUAAAACUUUCCGUACACCAAAUACGUUUUUUGUAAUUGGCUUAGCCGUCGCUGACUUUCUCACAGGUAUUACGGUAUGUCCGUUAACCGCCUUUCAGGACAUUGGUCUUUACAUUAGCGUAAAAAGGCGAGAUUCAUCGAUUAUUCCAUCACUUCAAAAAGCAGGACAUGCUGCUCAUCUCAUUUCCGCAGCUACAAUGAACAGCUCUUACAUAAUUCUGCUGUUGUUUACUUGGAGUCAAUUUACAGCGAUAAACUUCCCCUUCAAGCACAAAGUGCUUGUUACGAAGAGUCGAGUUAUAGCAAGUGUGAUCUUAACUUGGGUGUACACGGUAUUGUUUGCCAUUUUGUCGGCAAGCAGAGUGGCAGAAACGGCCUUCCUAAAAAUGGACUUGUACUUCCACACGACUGGAAGUCUUUUGUUACUGACCGUAGGUUACCUUUGUUUAUACAGAGCAUUCAAAACCCAGAUAAGGAGACUGCACUCUUGGAAAGCCAACCACUUUUUGGGCAAAGGACAAGGUGUUCAUAGAAAUAACAGAAGAGAGAGACAAUUUACUAUCGUCAAUCUUUUACUGCUUACAUUUGUUAUCUCUUGCUCCCUCCCUGUAACAGUCUUUUUCUACUUGCAGUAUCACUGGAAGGAUCUAACAAGGCUUGAAUUGUUAAGGCUUCACCUUGCAGGCUUGUUCUCCGCUGAUGUGUUGUUCCUUAAGUUUGCUCUUGAUCCUCUCAUCUACGCUUGGCGGCUGGCGCAAUAUAGAAGAGCACUAAAGUCUUUGCUUGUCUGUAGACGGCAGAGAAUUCACAUCGACGGAGUGAUUUCUGUUUCAUUGGACAAUCAUACGUUGGCAACUCACCGGGUGAGAAAGCGUUUUAGCAGGAGUGGUGUGGAAUUGGCCAAGGUCUGACGUUUGGUAAAUGACAUCGUAAAAAGGGUAAAACGGUGGCACCAUACGUGUAUUAAAAUGAAAGGCCCGGCUAUAGUUCAGUGAUUCAGCAGGACAACUGAAAGAGAAAUAGCGAAAAAGUCAACUUCUAAUUAAAUCUUUUCUUAUGGUUUAGAAUAAACUGUUCUCGAAACUGAGAAUGUUUUGAUCAAAGCUGUGUAAAUCGAACUGAAACUGUGGAUGGAACCUAACCUUUCCUAUAUUUAUCUCACCUAUUGUAUGGAAUAUGUGUGAAAAUCUUUCUUAUGAAUCGGUAUAUUUCAAAGAGCUAGACAACGAGCAAGAAUGCUAUUGACCGACAAUAUACAGAGCGGGGGCAGCUGUAGUGUCAACUAUUACUAGUAUCUUGCUAAUGUAAUAGUUGAUGUUGCGAAUGUUUUUGUUUUUCUUUGAGUGUGGUCAGCCCAGAACUUGAUGCCCCGGGCAUGCCUUAGACUACGAGCAGAGUCACAGGACCAGUCAAGAGCACGCGUGAGGAGAGCGACGAAGUUGCGAGGAACGAGGGCGGAAGCCCAGGUCCGAGCGCCCCAAUCUAUCCACCUUAAAACCAUAAAUCUGCAUAAUUUUACUUUUUCACUCGCGGUGCGUGGCUCUUAUGGUCUAGGCCUGCCUAGAAGAGGCACAGGACGACACGAUACACAAUCCAUAAAGAGGUUAAGAGCCGACUCAGUGAGCUUACGGAAAAGAAAGCAAAGGUCAGAUUCAAGUUGAGAAUUUCUUAAAAUGGAGUAUAAUGAGCAGAUAAAACACUCCAAAACAAUUCUUGGCCAUGUGUUAGCCUUUACACGUACACACGUUGACUUAUUUUUCUUUUCGUUCUUUUCGAAAACAUCGGCGAGCGCACGAGAACGAGCGCAGAGCGCGAGAAAGAAAAAUAAAGAACGUCAGUAGACAUCUUUGGGAAAAAAGACAGUUUAUAAAGUCAGUCAACGGGAGCUUUAGCAACGACGACGGCGGCAACAACGAGAACGGCAGAAAAGCAAAAAGUUUGAUUAGCAAAACAACAACUUUGCACGUGUAUCACACUUUUUUGUAAAUUUCUUUGCCGUCACUGCACGACUACGACGUCAAAAUGCCUAAUUUAACGUUUUACGGAGAAAAUAAACAAGCGACGAAGAAUUUUUCUUUCUCUUUCAAACUUGAGUCCGAUCCCCAAGAAAUCAACUCCAGGGAAACUCGCCUACAUUUAACAUUUUCGGGGAAUUAGAAAAAGCGCGGCAAAGUUUGAAAAAACGCGAAUUCAUUUUAAAAGUGACGUUUUCGCUGCCGUCGCCGUCGUCAGAUAGGAUGCUACUCGGCUCCCUAAAAUCACCGCGCCUUCGCGCUCGUAGCCUUCGAAAACAUCUGAAAAUGAUAUUGAUAUUGGUAGCCUCUCACGCAGGCGUUUUUAGGGGAGCACGUGUUUCAUCCCUCCCUGGGGAGGGAUGAAAAACGAGUUCCCCCAAAACGCCUGCGUGGGAGGCUAUGAUAUUGGCCGAUAUACUAGUAAUAGUUGACACUACAGCUGCCCCCGCUCUGUAUAUUGUCGGUCAAUAGCCUGGUCAAUAGUAUUCUUGGUCGUUGUGUAGCUCUUCAAAAUAUACCGAUUCAUAAUGAAGAUUUUCACACAUAUUCUAUACAAUAGAUGAGAUAAAAACAGGAAACGCAGGGUUCCAUGCACAGUUUCAGUUCGAUUUACACAGCUUUGCUCAAAACAUUCUCAGUUUCGAGAAUAGUUUAUUCUAAACCAGCUAUAAAAAAGGUUUAAUUAGAAGUUGAAUUUUUCUUUCGCUCGCGCAUUCUAGUCUUAUUUUAAACUUUAUAGCGGAAGGACAUCUGUGAGUACGGAAUAAGUCAGCAGAGAAUUUGAUUGUCGGCGAAUUUCUGUAAUCUCCUUUGCUCUGCUAGUGAUAAGCUAGCCGUUGAUUUACUUGUCUUGCUUGUUUGGGGCUGAGUCGUUCAGGUCAAAGACUGAGAAAGAGUGUCUUUCCAAUCAAAGAUUUGUGAACUCGUGUCUGGCAAACUCUCCAGGUGUUUAUAUAUACACAGUUAUGCGCACCUUAUAACUACAUCUUCUCUUAACGAGUGUCUUUUGGUCCAUAACUUUCAAAACAACUGCUCCACAGAAUGUCACUGAUAACACGUAACGCAAAAGAGUAUCGAAGUAUGACUGUACAAUAAAUGUCACAAAAUCUACCUAAGCGGUCCCUUCUUUCGGGGUUUUCUGUCUUUACGUCAUCCUAACCAUCUCGUACUUGCGGGCACGAACAAUAGAAACGUCAUUAUUACCCACCGAUUCCUCGCGGCCCCUGUUCAAGCAAAUCGAGAUUUUUUCUGGCAUACGGACUGUAUAUUUCAACUGUAAGUACUUUCCUUAAUAUACGCUCGAGUUACUAGUAAGAGUGACUCCUCGGGAGAGCAAAUGAAACAAGAGAAAAUCAUUGUCGAUCUUGUAUUGCACGGAAACUACCAAAAAAUUAAUGACGGUUGAAAUAAAAUCGAUUAAAAGAGAAAAGAAUGAUCUAAAACGAAGCGCAAAAAUAACAAUAACUUAUUCAAUCUAUAAUUGGAAAGUUGCCAGUAAAAAAUCUUUUUAAAAAGUGACAAAAACAUUCAGCUGAACAAUUUACUACGUGCUGACUGCUGACUAAGACCCUGUUUACAUGGAGUGGGGGACCCCGGUCUAGUGUGGUAGGUUUCUUUUGUUUUGUGUCCGCCAGAGCGUGAAAACAAAAGAAACCAACCCCACUAGACCAGGGUCCCCCACUCCAUGCAAACAGGGUCUAAAGGCGGUUUUAAGAUGUAGGUGUUGCAAACUUAAACACCUACGUUGGUAAUUUAUGUAAUCAAACCAAAGAAUUAGAAGACGGCGACAAACGUGCCUUUUCCCGACAUUAUUUCUCAUGUUGCUUUAGUUCUGUAAUCAUGGAAAAAUCUUAUGAAAGCGUUCGGUACUUUGGGAAAAUCCAAAUCCAAAAUUGGCGUUUCUUUAAUUCAAGCCAAAAAUGAAUUUUUGGACUGGAUUAUUUUCGCGGAUAUAUCCGAAAAAAGUACACUCGCGAUCGGCUAAAACAAUUGUCGAGACACUGCUCAAACAAUUUGCGCCCGUCCCCCCUCCCCUCCAAUCAAACAUUUGGUUGUUUCAGUUGUUUCUAGCAGGUAGUUCGAAAAGGGGCAUGACAUUGGAGAGGGAAAGCUUUUUUUUGCCCUUCUUAGGAAGGCGGAAAAACGAGAGAAAGCCGGCCGGUCUCAACUGAUGUUGUCACCUAUUCCAGCUAGCUUAAGCUUUCUUCCUGGGUGAAUAACUUUGCAUGUUGAUUGUUGUUGAUUUGGAUGUUGAUUAUUGUUACGUGAUCUAUUAAGGCUUUUUUUAGGGACGGACCGUUAGAAAUAACCGGAGGUGGCAUGACAAUUCCCAAAAAACAAUUCCUGUAAGGGAAACUUGUCUAAAAAAAUCCUGCGAGCGGUGAUACGUAACAAAAAUAUAUAACCUGAGUUCAAAACUCUAAUCUUGGAUUCUUCUGAGGAAACGCACUCUCUUAAACUCCCUUGUGAAGGUAGCAUGGGGUUUUAUCACAAGACUGUCAGCUUCAAAAUUUCAUGUUUUCACCUGCGACCUGAUCAUGAGUGGUUUUCAUACGACAAACUGGCUAAGGCAAUGGGCCCGCAACGUUCCCUUCCCCCUCCCUCUCCCUAACCCCCCUCCCCUCCCCAGGGGAUUACAGCCCAAUCAACGUUAACAACGAAACCAAAACACCUAAGAGUUCCUAAGAACUCUUGCAGCUGUGAGUGUUUGGGCGUUCCCGGAUGGAAGAAAAGAGAAAACUUGGACACGUAUCGAAAGAAAAAUCUGAAACCACAAAAAUCUACUAUAUAAGUAAUAGUAUCGUCACCAGAAUACGAACUCGUACGUGUCACUGGCAUUAUUUUUAUUGGCCUCUGGGUCGAGGUAUAAAAAGUACUAUCAUCACUGCGCCUACCCUUGCUUUCCUGUAGCGUGUUUGUUUGCAAAGUGGCUAUUUUUCAUUGAACUAUUUGCAUUGUAUAAUCCACAUUUUGUUUAAUAAUUUUAAUGACAGUAGCAAAACAUUAUUAACUGGACUAGAAUAAUCGUUUUAAUUUUAGGUGACAUGGCGCAAUAAAGUAAACUGCGAUUAAUUACACCGGAUCAUCUGCAAUAGUUUAUUGCGAUGUGCUGAAACGACCCAUCUUUUAUUCCUUUAAUAACACGAAAGCGAAAUUAACUUCAAUUUCUACCUCCUAUGUUCAUAUAUAAGCAACUAAUCUAUGACUUAACAGCUGCUGAGUAAGUGAAAUGUAUACAGCUAUUUCGAGAAAGGUUGUCGCAAAAACUGUGCACGCGACAAUCCCGAAAGGUAAUAUGGGAUAUGAUCAAUACACUUGUUCUUGACACUGUAGCUGUCGAACCUACUUUUGUUGUUUCCUUUAGCCCUCGGAAACAUACGUCCAUGGCCUCUCGUGCCAUUCUUUUAAAUUUCUUUGAAAAACAGUGAACUAAAAACCACCCACAACGCCUUUCGGGAUUGUCGCGUGCACUUUCUCCGACAACCUUUCUCGAAACAGCUGUAUAUAUCAUGCUGUUAGGUUUCAACUAAUCAGUUCUAAUUAUUCCGCGCAAACAAAGACAAAGGUAGCCGCGGAGUAGAAUUUCGAAAGCCAUUUUUAAAGUAUUUUAUAAAUAUUUUAUUCUUUGUAGCUGCUUAAAAUGAGAGAACGGUGAUGACUGCUUCAUUUUCUCUUUAAACCUAUAUUUGUCUUUCAAAAAAGAUUAGAAAGAAACUGCUUAGGAAACAUUAACAUUACAAAGGAGUAUGUUUAGAGGAGGCUCAUCCUUCUUGAAUGGCCACAAAAUAUAUGCCACAAAAAUCAACCAAAGCCGAAAGGUCCACAACCAACAAGCAAUCGAAUCGGGAACAACUCCAAGUGCCAUGUAAAAAAAGCUGACGUAUCCUAAAUCCGCUGGAAAUUAGAGCCUUGCUUUAACAUAGCAUGCCAAAGAGAUGAACAUGCACAAGAUGUCAGUAUGAAAAAGAAAACUCUGUUUACCAGGUUAAAACUCAAAGAAACUCGGUUUAUUUCGUUACGUUCUAAAUGGUUGACUUACGUAUUAGCAAAUGACUCAACGGGCCACUGAGAUCUUCAGAGAAUAUUCAAAUGCACCAGGGUGUCGAAUUCUCGGCCUGUAAAAUAGUUUGAUCGACAUUUUGUUUAAUGAUUUCUGUGGCUCGCAAAACAUUAUAAAUAAAUAAUUAUUGUUAAUCGACACUGAGUUGCCAAAAGAGAGGAUAUAUUACAAACGCCAGGGAAAGUUUAUUCAUCUUAUGUGGGCACCCAAAGGCUUUUUUAGAACUGAUGAUUCAGAAAUAGCUGUUUGCAUGAAGAAGCAAAUAAAAUUAUUACCUAGCAUAUCUUGGUUUUCACAUGUCACCAAAAUUCAAACUAAGAAACUAUCGCUUCUUCUGAUUUUCUACUUUCAUGUGAUAUUAGAGCACCUUAAAACCUUUAUACAAACAAAUGUUCGGUUCAAAAGGGUUCUUUGUUUUGCGAUACAGGACGCUUGAAUUUCAGGCUUUUUGCGUGACGCGGCAUUUAGCUGGCGGCCGGGAAAGCUCUUAUGUGGGUUAAAAACAUCACGGAUUUUUGGACAUUUUGCUAUCUAAAUAUUCCCUGUCUUAGAAAAAAUAUUACUUUAAUCUUUAUGAGUUCCUCAAGCGAAGAAUUCACGCAUAAUGUUUCUAUUGGCUUCCGGCGGCCAUAUUUGUGCCCCUGAAAGGGACACAAACAUGGCGUCUCCAUACAAAGCUUUAUAAAUUUUGGUAAAACGUUUUUCCGAAUAUCUCGCAUAUGAACUAUUGCAUGCAUCGACCUGAUUCUUGGCAAGGCUUUUUGAAUACUUAUCUUCUUUCAUUUCCCAGAUUCUAGACUUUCUGUAUUAAAAGAUUUCCAUUUUUAUUUCUACUUUCUCAUGUGAGUGAAAACCGAGAAUUAGCUACAAGAAGUAGAUGGCUGUCCCAUUCAUACACGAUUUUUCUGAAAUUGAAUUUUUCACUUUUCACCUCCCAGGUUUAUCUUUUUCUCAUAGCAAAAAGGAAAUCUAAAAUUUCCGGAUUCGAAUAUUUGGUAGAAAUAGGAAUCGGAAAAAUUAUCACCUUCGAAAAACUUAAGAUUGCAUCUAAAAGUUUCUGGCAAAUAGCAAUAAUGCUGUAAUAAUUCGAAGGCUCAAGCUCGAGCUAAACCUUACAGUGCUAACUCUUAGUUUUGACCUAAAAAACUUUUUCAAACCUAACACGGCAGAACAUCGAAAGUCUUUGUAAUGUGCUAAGUGAGCCGAUAAGAGCUUUCUCUUUUUGACGCCUGUCAGAAAUGACUGUCACAUCGCUUGUCUUGCAUUUGUUUCUGGUUCCACCAAAUAGAAAGCCAAAGCUUCGCGCGAAGGCCUCAUAAAUCGAUGGAAAAAACUCGGUCUGUAAUUUACAAUAUCACACCUCAAACUCGGCUAAUAUAAAGUAUGUAUGUAUUAUCAAAGUGUCUGCAUGAAGGGAGGAGAAUCCUAACAACUGGAAGAUCCUAUAGAAGGCGGAUCAUCCUUAGCGCCAUAUGUUUUCACCUGUCUAGAGUUUACAUGCAAACCGCCUUCGGCCUCAUGGGCUAUUGACUCAGAGCCCAUUCGGGCUCGACGAAUAAUUGUUAAUUAUUUCUAAUCAUUGAUGGUGAAUAUAUUUUGCUAAAUUAGCGCUUAAAAGAACCCUACUGUUCAAAGAAAAUCACGUCUAGUAAAAAAAAAUGCUGAUAUUUUUUCCUGAAAUUUCUGGUAUCGGCUUUAAUUAUAUUGAUAUAAUAAAUAUGCCAGAGGAAUUUCAGAAAAAUCGUUGUAGCAGAAGUCCGUAACUAAAAGUCGCUCAAAAUUCAGCCAUGAAAUUGCUGGGAAUUUCAAAAAUAAAUUACUAUCAGGUACAAGAAGCCACCAGUUCGAAUUUUCGGGACAAGUAAAUUCAAUGUUUGCUUAUUCUGAAAACAAAAGCCGAUUGCCUAUCGUGCUAUUCUUUAAAAGGUACUUUUUAGUUUUAGAAGCACUAUAUUCUAUAAAUCGCUCCAAACCUUGCUCGAAUGACUUGUUCCUCGACAUUUUUAAAAUAUCCCUUGGCAGUUGUGGUUCAAACUCCUGCUACAUGCAUUUUGAUGUAUUGCAGUGCAUCCUCAACGGCUUUUCCUGCUGUACGUUGCUUCCAAUUCCGGAAAAAGGUAUUGGGAUUGUAAGCUACCUUGUAUCGAAGCUCAGAUAGAACUGUCCAGUACCUUUGUUUAUUUAUAUCAAUAAAUUUCUUUGAACAAUAGGGUCCUUUUCAGCGCUAAUUUCUCAAGGAAUAUUUACCAUCAAUGAAAUCAGCCGGAAUAUUUCGCAUUAUUACCGAAUGACUUCUGGUUGUUCUUUCCAAAGUUUCGCAGCCAUCGCGUUAAAAACGAAAAUGUUACGACGGAAAACUUGUUACAGCUAAAUGCUCCAGUAUUAAUGACGGAGCCACCUUACUUCAAGCCAAAAAUGAAUUUUCAAUCUAAAUAACUUACACUCUGACUGGAUUAUUUUCGCACAUAUAUCCGAAAAAAGUACACCCGCGAUCGACUAAAACAAUUGUCGAGAUACUGUCCUCAAGCAAUUUGCGCCCUUCCCCUCUCCCCUCCAAUCAAACAUUGGGUUGUUUCAGUUGUUUCUAGCAGGUAGCUCGAAAAGCGGCAUGGUAUGGCACCAUUAUAUAUCACGGAAUUACUUAGUUAUCGUACAUAUUCACGUACGCUACGCUCUACUGAUCAAAAACUUCUGGCAGUUCCGAAGUCAAGACUUAAAACAUGAGACAGGGCCUUUUCCGUUGCUGCACCUAAACUCUGGAAUGAGCUGCCAUUAGAUCUUAGAAGUUUAGCUACAAUUAAUUUAUUCAAGAAACACUUAAAGACCGAUCUUUUUAAAAAAGCAUAUAAUGUUUAACUUUUUGAUAAUUUAGAAUAGGAUUUAUUGUGAUAUUUUUAUAAAUAAGACUGCAAAUAGGUUUUUAAUUUAUUCAUAUUUUAUUACCAGUAGGAUCUUUUUAAUUAUUUUAAUAUUAUGAAUUGUAAAGCGCUUUGGUCAAUUAGUGGAGUUCGCGCUAUAUAAAUUAUGUUAAUUUAAUUUAAUUUAAAUGACAUUGGAGAGGGAAAGCUUUUUUCUCCCCUUCUUAGGAAGGCGGAAAAACGAGAGAAAGCUAGUCGGUCUCAACUGAUGUUGCACCUAUUCAAGCUAGCUUCAGCUUUCUUCCUGGGUGAAUAACUUUGCAUGUUGAUUGUUGUUGAUUUGGAUGUUGAUUAUUGUUACGUGAUCUAUUAAGGCUUUUUUUACGGACGGACCGUUAGAAAUAACCGGAGGUGGGAUGACAAUUCCCAAAAACAAUUCCUGUAAGGGAAACUUGUCUAAAAGAAAUCCUGCGAGCGGUGAUACGUAACAAAAAUAUAUAACCUGAGUUCAAAACCCUAAUCUUAGAUUCUCCUGAGGAAACGCACUCUCUUAAACUCCCUUGUGAAGGUAGCAUGAGGUUUUAUCAAAAGACGUCAGCUUCAAAAUUUCAUGUUUUUCACCUGCGACCUGAUCAUGAGUGGUUUUCAUGCGACAAACUGGCGAAGGCAAUGGGCCCGCAAAGUUCCCUUCCCCCUCCCUCUCCCUAACCCCCCUCCCCUCACCAGGGGAUUAAAGCCUAAUCAACGUUAACAACGAAACCAAAACAUCUAAGAGUUCCUAAGAACUCUUGCAGCUGUGAGUGUUUGGGCGUUUCCGGAUGGAGGAGAGGAGAAAACUGGAGUAUGCAUCGAAAGAAAAAUCUGAAACGACAAAAAGCUACUAUAUAUGUAAUAGUAUCGCCACCAGAAUACGAACUCGUGUCACUGGCAUUAUUUUUAUUGGCCUCUGGGUCGAGGUGUAAAAAGUACUAUCAUCACUGCGCCUACCCUUCCUUUCCCGUAGCGUGUUUGUUUGCAAAGUGGCUAUUUUUCAUAACUAUUUGCAUUGUAUAAUCCACAUUUUGUUUAAUAAUUUUAAUGACAGUAGCAAAACAUUAUCAACUGGACUAGAAUAACCGUUUUAAUUUUAGGUGACGCGGCGCAAUAAAGUAAACUGCGAUUAAUUACACCGGAUCAUUAAUUUAUUGCGAUGUUCUGAAACGUCACAUCUUUUAUUCCUUUAAUAACACGAAAGCGAAAUUAACUUCAAUUUCUAUCUCCUAUGUUCAUAUAUAAGCAACUAAUCUAUGACUGAACAGCUGCUGAGUAAGUGAAAUGUAUAUAUAUCAUGCUGUUAGGUUUCAACUAAUCAGUUCUAAUUAUUCCGCGCAAACAAAGACAAAGGUAGCCGCGGAGUAGAAUUCCGAAAGCCAUUUUAAAGUAUUUUAUAAAUAUUUUAUUCUUUGUGCUUCAUUUUCUCUUUAAACCUAUAUUUGUCUUUCAAAAAAGAUUAGAAAGAAACUGCUUAGGAAACCAUAACAUUACAAAGGAGUAUGUUUAGAGGAGGCUCAUCCUUCUUGAAUGGCCACAAAAUAUAUCCCACAAAAAUCAACCAAAGCCGAAAGGUCCGCAACCAACAAGCAAUCGAAUCGGGAACAACUCCAAGUGCCAUGUAAAACAGCUGACGUAUCCUGAGUCUGCUGGAAAUUAGAGCCUUGCCUUAAAUUAAAAUAGCAUGCCAAAGAGAUGAACAUGCACAAGAUGUCAGUAUGAAAAAGAAAACUCUAUUUGCCAGGUUACAACUCAAAGAAACUCGGUUUAUUUCGUUACGUUCUAAAUGGUUGACUUACGUAUUAGCAAAUGACUCAACGGGCCACUGAGAUCUUCAGAGAAUAUUCAAAUGCACCAGGGUGUCGAAUUCUCGGCCUGUAAAAUAGUUUGAUCGACAUUUUGUUUAAUGAUUUCUGUGGCUCGCAAAACAUUAUAAAUAAAUAAUUAUUGUUAAUCGACACUGAGUUGCCAAAAGAGAGGAUAUAUUACAAACGCCAGGAAAAGUUUAUUCAUCUUAUGUGGGCACCCAACGGCUUUUUUAGAACUCAUGAUUCAGAAAUAGCUGUUUGCAUGAAGAAGCAAAUAAAAUUAUUACCUAGCAUAUCUUGGUUUUCACAUGUCACCAAAAUUCAAACUAAGAAACUAUCGCUUCUUCUGAUUUUCUAUUUUCAUGUGAUAUUAGAGCACCUUAAAACCUUUAUACAAAAAAAUUUGCGGUUCAAAAGGGUUCUUUGUUUUGCGAUACAGGACGCUUGAAUUUCCAGGCUUUUUGCGUGACGCGGCAUUUGGCUGGCGGCCGGGAAAGCUCUUAUGUGGGUUUAAAACAUCACGGAUUUUUGGACAUUUUGCUAUUUAAACAUUCCUUGUCUUAGAAAAAAUGUUACUUUUUAAAAUCUUUAUGAGUUCCUCAAGCGAAGAAUUCACGCAUAAGUAGGAAAACUCAAAAACAGAUGUUUCUAUUGGCUUCCGGCGGCCAUAUUUGUGCCCCUGAAAGGGACACAAACAUGGCGUCUCCAUACAAAGCUUUAUAAAUUUUGGUAAAACGUUUUUCCGAAUAUCUCGCAUAUGAACUAUUGCAUGCAUCGACCUGAUUCUUGGCAAGGCUUUUUGAAUACUUAUCUUCUUUCAUUUCCCAGAUUCUAGACUUUCUGUAUUAAAAGAUUUCCAUUUUUAUUUCUGCUUUCUCAUGUGAGUAAAAACCGAGAAUCAGCUACAAGAAGUAGAUGGCUGUCCCAUUCGUACACAAUUUUUCUGAAAUUGAAUUUUUCACUUUUCACCUCCCAGGUUUAACUUUUUCUCAUAGCAAAAAGGAAAUCUAAAAUUUCCGGAUUCGAAUAUUUGGUAGAAAUAGGAAUCGGAAAAAUUAUCACCUUCGAAAAACUUAAGAUUGCAUCUAAAAGUUUCUAGCAAAUAGCAAUAAUGCUGUAAUAAUUCGAGAAGGCUCAAGCUCGAGCUAAAACUUACAGUGCUAACUCUUAGUUUUGACCUAAAAAACUUUUUCAAACCUAACACGGCAGAACAUCGAAAGUCUUUGUAAUGUGCUAAGUGAGCCGAUAAGAGCUUUCUCUUUUUGACGCCUGUCAGAAAUGACUGUCACAUCGCUUGUCUUGCAUUUGUUUCUGGUUCCACCAAAUAGAAAGCCAAAGCUUCGCGCGAAGGCCUCAUAAAUCGAUGGAAAAAACUCGGUCUGUAAUUUACCAUAUCACACCUCAGCUCGGCUAAUAUAAAGUAUGUAUGUAUUAUCAAAGUGUCUGCAUGAAGGGAGGAGAAUCCUAACAACAGGAAGAUCCUAUAGUAGGCGGAUCAUCCUUAGCGCCAUAUGUUUUCACCUGUCUAGAGUUUACAUGCAAACCGCCUUCGGUCUCAUGGGCUAUUGACUCAGAGCCCAUUCGGGCUCGAGGAAUAAUUGUUAAUUAUUUCUAUUUCAUUGAUGGUGAAUAUAUUUUGCUAAAUUAGCGCUUAAAAGAACCCUACUGUUCAAAGAAAAUCACGUCUAGUAAAAAAAAAUGCUGAUAUUUUUUCCUGAAAUUUCCGGUAUCGGCUUUCAUUGUAUUGAUAUAAUAAAUAUGCCAGAGGAAUUUCAGAAAAAUCGUUGUAGCAGAAGUCCGUAACUAAAAGUCGCUCAAAAUUCAGCCGUCAAAUUGUUUGGAAUUUCAAAAAUAAAUUACUGUCACGUAGAAGAAGCCACCAGUUCAAAUUUUCGGGACAAGUAAAUUCAAUGUUUGCUUAUUCUGAAAACAAAAGCCGAUUGCCUAUCGUGCUAUUCUUUAAAAGGUACUUUUUAGUUUUGGAAGCACUAUAUUCUAUAAAUCGCUCCAAACCUUGCUCGAAUGACUUGUUCCUCGACAUUUUUAAAAUAUCCCUUGGCAGUUGUGGUUCAAAAUCCUGCUACAUGCAUUUUGAUAUAUUGCAAUGCAUCCUCGACGGCUUUUCCUGCUGUACGUUGCUUCCAAUUCCGGGAAAAGGUAUUGCGAUUCUAAGCUACCUUGUAUCGAAGCUCAGAUAGAACUGUCCAGUACCUUUGUUUAUUUAUAUCAAUAAAUUUCUUUGAACAAUAGGGUCCUUUUAAGCGCUAAUUUCUCAAGGAAUAUUUACCAUCAAUGAAAUCAGCCGGAAUAUUUCGCAUUAUUACCGAAUGACUUCUGGUUGUUCUUUCCAAAGUUUCGCAGCCAUCGCCUUAAAAACGAAAAUGUUAUGACGGAAAACUUGUCACAGCUAAAUGCUCCAGUAUUAAUGACGGAGCCACCUUACUUCAAGCCAAAAAUGAAUUUUCAAUCUAAAUAACUUACACUCUGACUGGAUUAUUUUGGCGCAUAUAUCCGAAAAAAGUACACCCGCGAUCGGCUAAAACAAUUGUCGAGAUACUGUCGUCAAGCAAUUUGCGCCCUUCCCCUCUCCCCUCCAAUCAAACAUUGGGUUGUUUCAGUUGUUUCUAGCAGGUAGCUCGAAAAGCGGCAUGGUAUGGCACCAUUAUAUAUCACGGAAUUACUUAGUUAUCGUACAUGUUCACGUACGCUACGCUCUACUGAUCAAAAACUUCUGGCAGUUCCGAAGUCAACAUACGGAGACAGGGCCUUUUCCGUUGCUGCACCUAAACUCUGGAAUUAGCUGCCAUUAGAUCUUAGAAGUUUAGCUACAAUUAAUUUAUUCAAGAAACACUUAAAGACCGAUCUUUUUAAAAAAGCAUAUAAUGUUUAACUUUUUGAUAAUUUAGAAUUGGAUUUAUUGUGAUAUUUUUAUAAAUAAGACUGCAAAUAGGUUUUUAAUUUAUUCAUAUUUUAUUACCAGUAGGAUCUUUUUAAUUAUUUUAAUAUUAUGAAUUGUAAAGCGCUUUGGUCAAUUAGUGGAGUUCGCGCUAUAUAAAUUAUGUUAAUUUAAUUUAAUUUAAAUGACAUUGGAGAGGGAAAGCUUUUUUCUCCCCUUCUUAGGAAGGCGGAAAAACGAGAGAAAGCCGGCCGGUCUCAACUGAAGUUGUCACCUAUUCCAGCUAGCUUAAGCUUUCUUCCUGGGUGAACAACUUUGCAUGUUGAUUGUUGUUGAUUUGGAUGUUGAUUAUUGUUACGUGAUCUAUUCUUUUUAGGGACGGGCCGUUAGAAAUAACCGGAGGUGGCAUGACAAUUCCCAAAAAACAAUUCCUGUAAGGGAAACUUGUCUAUAAAGAUCCUGCGAGCGGUGAUACGUAACAAAAAUAUAUAACCUGAGUUCAAAACUCUAAUCUUGGAUUCUCCCGAGGAAACGCACUCUCUUAAACUCCCUUGUGAAGGUAGCAUGAGGUUUUAUCAAAAGACGUCAGCUUCAAAAUUUCAUGUUUUUCACCUGCGACCUGAUCAUGAGUGGUUUUCAUGCGACAAACUGGCUAAGGCAAUGGGCCCGCAACGUUCCCUUCCCCCUCCCUCUCCCUAACCCCCCUCCCCCCCAGGGGAGUACAGCCCAAUCAACGUUAACGACGAAACCGAAACACCUAAGAGUUCCUAAGAACUCUUGCAGCUGUGAGUGUUUGGGCGUUCCAGGAUAGAAGAGAGGAGAAAACUGGAGUAUGUACCGAAAGAAAAAUCUGAAACCACAAAAAGCUACUAUAUAUGUAGUAGUAUCGCCACGAGAAUAACGAACUCGUGUCACUGGCAUUAUUUUUAUUGGCCUCUGGAUCGAGGUAUAAAAAGUACUAUCAUCACUGCGCCUGCCCUUGCUUUCCCGUAGCGUGUUUGUUUGCAAAGUGGCUAUUUUCCAUUGAACUAUUUGCAUUGUAUAAUCCGCAUUUUGUUUAAUAAUUUUAAUGACAGUAGCGAAACAUUUAUUAACUGGACUAGAAUAAUCGUUUUAGUUUUAGGUGACGCGACGCAAUAAAGUAAACUGCGAUUAAUUACACCUGAUCAUCUGCAAUAAUUUAUUGCGAUGUGCUGAAACGUCACAUCUUUUAUCCCUUUAAUAACACGAAAGCGAAGUUAACUUCAAUUUCUAUCUCCUAUAUAUAAGCAACUAAUCUAUAACUGAACAGCUGCUGAGUAAGAGAAAUGUAUAUAUAUCAUGCUGUUAGGUUUAAGAUAUGCUGUUUUCUACUAAUCAGUUCUUUAUUCCGCGCAAACAAAGACAAAGGUAGCCGCGGAGUAGAAUUACGAAAGCCAUUUUAAAGGUAUUUUAUAAAUAUUUUAUUCUUUGUAGCUGCUUAAAAUGAGAGAACAGUGAUGACUGCUUCAUUUUCUCUUUAAAUCUAUAUUUAUAUAUUUGUCUUUCAAAAAAGAUUAGAAAGAAACUGCUUAGGAAACGUUAACAUUACAAAGGGGUAUGUCUAGCAGCUUUUAGCGGAGGCUCAUCCUUCUUGAAUGGCCACAAAAUAUAUCCCACAAAAAUCAACCAGAGCCGAAAGGUCCGCAGCCAACAAGCAAUCGAAUCGGGAACAACUCCAAGUGCCAUGUAAAAAAAGCUGACGUAUCCUAAAUCCGCUGGAAAUUAGAGCCUUGCCUUAACAUAGCAUGCCAAAGAGAUGAACUCAAAGAAACUCGGUUUAUUUCGUUACGUUCUAAAUGGUUGACUUACGUAUUAGCAAAUGACUUAACGGGCCACUGAGUCUUCAGAGAAUAUUCAAAUGCACCAGGAUGUCGAAUUCUCGGCCUGUAAAAUUGAUCGAUCGACAUUUUGUUUAAUGAUUUCUGUGGCUCGCAAAACAUUAUAAAUAAAUUGUUAAUCGACACUGAGUUGCCAAAAGAGAGGAUAUAUUACAAACGCCCAGGAAAGUUUAUUCAUCUUAUGUGUUCACCGAACGCCGUUUUUAGAAAUGAUGAUUCAGAAAUAGCUGUUUGCAUAAAGAAGCAACUAUUACCUAGAACUUUCUAUUAGCUAGAAGGAGGCUAAAACUUUCUAGAUGACUGUUCCAUUCAUACACGGUUUUUCUGAAACUGAAUUUUUCACUUUUCACCUCCCAAGUUUAGCUUUUUUCAUAGCAAAAUGGAAAUCUAAAAUUUCCGGAUUUGAAUAUUGGUAGAAAUAUAGGAAUCGGAAAAAUUAUCACUUUCGGAAAACUUAAGAUUGCAUCUAAAAUUUUCUGGAAAAUAACAAUAAUGCCGUAAUAAUUCGAGAAGGCUCAAGCUCGAGCUCAAACUUACAGUGCUAACUCUUAGUUUUGACAGAAUAAGCUUUUUCAAACCUAACACGGCAGAAUCGCAUUUUGACUUCACUUUCGAUGGAGAGUCUUUGUAAUGUUCUAAGUGAGCCAACAAGAGCUUUCUCUUUCUAACACCAAACAGGAAGCCAAAGCUUCGCGCGAAGGCCGCAUAAAUCGAUGGAAAAAACUCGGUCUGUAAUUUACACCUGAUAUCACACCUCAAACCCGGCUAAUAUAAAGUAUGUAUGUAUCAUCAAAGUGUCUGUAAAUGAUCACCAGCAAAGGUUUCACUGCAAGGGGCUCAGUUAACAGGAAGGGAGGAGGAUCCUAACAACAGGAAGAUCCUAUAGAAGGCGGAUCAUCCUUUGCGCAGUUAGUGUUUUCACCUGUUCAGAGUUUACAUGCAAACGGUUGUAAAGUCCCUACUCAGCGCUAAGAUCCUUCUAUAACAGGAUUUUCCUAGCUGAGACUGGGUAGGGAGAUCCUAGCACAACAAAGAUCCUAGCUCCAUGAAAGCUGCUUCGGCUAGAAAGAUCCUGCUACAAGGGACAACCCCAAUACAAAAUGGCGGCAGUAGUGGUGUCCCAGCAGAAUUAUACCUGUUUAUGGGGCAGCAAGUGUGCAGCAAAAUUUAAUAAAUAGCUAGUGAAUAAAAUGCGCGGGAAACUUGUUUAAUUUAUGCUAACCAUAUUUAGGCAAGUACUAGUAAUGACGUCACAACACCAUAAGGUCCAUUUGACAGUUUAGCAAGCCCAUUAGAAACGACUAAUGGCUUCUAUUUGGCGCUAAAAAUCGGAUAUAUAUAUAUAUAUAAGAGGUUUGAACUUGAAAUCCGUAAAACAGUGCUCAAUACAUAAAGUAGAGCGAGUAUACACAACGUAUAUAUAUAUAUAUAUUCUCGGCUUGCACUGUCACGCAAUGAAAAAUAAAAAUGCAAACCAUUCAAUACAGAAGGACUAGAAUCUGGGAAAUGAAAAAAGAUAAAUAUACAAAAACCCUUGCCAAGAAUCAGGUCUGUGAAAUAUUUCAAACGCGAGAUAUUGGGAAAAACGGUUUAGCUAAAUUUAUAAAGCUUUGUAUGGAAACGCCAUGUUGGUGUCCCUUUCAGGAACACCAAUAUGGCCGCCAGAUACCAACAGAAACAUCUGUUUUCGAGUUUUCCUACUAAUGCGUGAAUUCUUCGCUUGAGGAACUCAUAAAGAUUACAGUAAUAUUUAUUCUGAGACAAGGAAUGUUUAGAUUGCAAAAUCUCCCAAAAUCCGUGAUGUUUUUAACCCACAUAAGAGCUUUCCCGGCCUCCAGCUAAAUGCCGCGUCACGCAAAAGCCUGGAAAUUCAAGCGUCCUCUCUCGCAAAACGAAGAACCCUUUCGAACCAAAAAUUUGUUUAUGUAAAGAUGUUUAGGUACUGUAAUACCUCGUGAAAGUAGAAACUCAGAAGAAUCGAUAGUUUCUUAGUUUGAUUUUUGGUGACGUCACGUGCAACCCAAGAAUAUAUAUACAAAACACACACAUACACAAAGAGGAGUUGAAAACUCUUUAUCUCAAUUUUGUCUGACUAUUACAAAACCGUUUUAUCCUUUCUAUCUAAACGAAUUCACGACUAACUAUUGAAGUCUUAACGUUUCACGCGUCGCGCCGUUAAUCAGUUACUUAUGCGAGCUAACAAGCCGACAUUUGCAUACAAAGUAGUUCAGCUCAGUAAUAACCCCAAUUUGAGAACCUUGACGUAUUAUUAUAAAAACACAAAAACACACUUAACAACUUAACAAAGAUCAAUUGAAACAGGCAGCUAAUCAAUAAACACUCCCAAUAAAACUAGACACGUUUCUUAAGACACAAGAGAUCAACUUUAUGACCCUUUACUAAAAUGAUUGCAAAAAAAGAUUAAAUAUUCUAUUUGAAUAGUCAAAGAAGGCAAGCUAUUUUUUGUUUUACACUGCGCACAAUGUUUUACUUACCCGUCUCCCUUUCAUUUGCCAGAGAAAUAUGCACGAGUCCAUAUGGACCAAAAACGACCAAAGCGGACGUCAAAGAGUUAUUAUUAGUUUUGGCUUUCUCGUAAUUUUAUUUUUAAUGUUAUUUUCUCUGAAAAGAAAACUAUUUAUUAUAUACAUACUGAGAAAUACUCACCAAAAAGCUAUGUCGUAAAUUUUCGUACGCAAAUUAGUUCUAGCCAAUCAGCGGAGCGAACGAUGGUUUUCACACGUGAAAAAAACGAUACGUCCAAUCAGAAUCGCGAACGAUGUUUUUUCACGUGUGAGAAAAAUGAUACGUCCAAUCAGAAGCCACAGAGGUGUGCGAGUUUCGCGCCAAAAUUCCCGCCUUUUAUUGCAGCUUGCAGCGCCGCUUCGCACACAUUUAUCAACGAGAAAAGUUUUCUCAAGGAGUUUUUCUCGCUAAAAAAGUGAAAAACAUUUCGGAAAUGGAGUGGAAUAGUUUCGUUUGUUUCACUGUCGAUAAAAAAAUACGGUAGAGAGCCGGCGAAACGACAGCGGAAAGGGAUAAACAGAACGAGACGUAAGCUUUUGUUGUGCUUUUUGUCGGAGCUACUUUGCCUUUCAUUUAAGCUUAAGCUUAUAUUGAAACCGGCCAUUUUACUUAAAUUCACUCAUUUUCAAUUGUGCAUUGAGAACAAACAGUUAAGAUUACUUAUAGUUCUUGGAUUAAACCUCAUAUCCUCACCGUCAUUUAUGUUUUUAACAAACGUUUUUACUAAAAAGCUGAUACUUCGUUUUCGUUGUCAUUUUGCGGUAAGUGUGUAGCGGCAAAUUUUAGCAUUUUUGAAAGAUUUAAAAUAAAAAGGCCUGCAAAAUGAUGAAUGUCUCAGUAUGUAUAUAAUAAACACAAUACCACAUGGAAAGUGCUUUGUACGGUAUUUACGCACUCGUUGUUUUUGUAUCAGAAAUCUUACUCGUUCGCUGCGCUCACUCGUUCGAUUUCUGAUACGUCAACAACUCGUGCGUAAAUACCGUACGCCAGCACUUUCCAUGAAGUAUUCUCUAUAUCUUCCGGGAAAAUGUCAACAAUUAAUUACUUUUUUUUGCUACAACGGCUCGGAUAAAUGCUAGCACAAUAGUAAACGUACAAAAGCCUAUUCAAGAGCUCAGAUUAAACACAAGCAACCCAAUGCUCUCCUUCAGAGGUCUAAGUUUGGAAGAGCGACACCAGUAUUGACUUACCUUAAGCAUAUGCUUAUCCCGAUGAAGAAUCACUUUUUGUAUGAUUUAAUAGGCUGAUUUAGCAACAGAACGGGAACAUCAUUUGACCACGGGAAAGCACGCGGAAAGGUCUAAACUCGGCUUCCGGUGCCCAAUUUGCUGCUCUGCCAUUGGUCAAGCCAGUUUGUUGAUAUGCGCGCGCAGUCGUCAACUAACGUUUCGGUUCUGUUGCUAAAUCAGCCUAAUGUAAACGGUAAGUUCCUUAAGUUUUAUUGUUAAAAAGUAGAGAUGGCUAUUAAAAGGAAAUAUUUUUCAAGGAUAUCCCGAUGGAGGAAGCAACGUCAAAGUUAACUUGGAGGUUCAAAGCUCAUGAAAGGAGAAAUUAUUCCUCAUUGUCUUGAGCUGAUAAAAUACAUAAAAAAUAUAGCAAGAUGUUUAGGUAGAAAAAGGUUGUUGUCCUUGGUUUUUACCAAACUAAUUUUCAAACUUAGUUUGAAUCGUUGUUAAAUUGGUUCCAUCUCAAAAGGAAAAAAAGUUUCAUCAACACGAACAAAAUUUGAAUGUCGAACUACAUUUGUAAAUAAUUAUAACGACAUUUUUAAGGAAAAUGUAUGUUAUCUUUUGUCCUUGAAUGCAGCCCAAUUUUAAUACUUUUUGUAUUUUUGGGCGCAUCUUAAAGCCUUUAUAAAGGUGCUCAAAGAAUCCGGCGAUCUGCAACAGUCAGUUAACCACAACGAAUAUGACAUUUUUUUUUAUGUUGUUUCACUGUGAUAAAACGAACAUGAAAAAGAGCAUUUGCUGAGUUUUCAAUCCAUUUCGCUCUGUCCAAGUCUCUUAAUGUUUAAAAUAUUUUUUUUUUUCUGGUUUCUCUUUUUCCCUCUCGUUAGCCUCAACUAGAAAAUAAGGUAAAACUGCCAAUUAAUGAAGUCUAUAUUUCUCACAAAAGAUAUUGUAGCACACCCGUUUCAAAAAAAGACAUUUCCUUGCAUAACCAAAGAGAUCAUCUUUACAUAUCUGUUUCUUAGGUAUCUAAAGAGUGAUUAGCAUUUUUAGUGAUGAUGGUUUUCUUGUGUCUUGCAGUUGAACGAGUUUGGUGUGAUUAAAAUGGUGGUCCGCAGAGCAGUUUUUAUUCAAUCAUUGAUUGUGGUGGUCUACGUUCUUUUUAACAAGCAAGCCGGUAACGUUGUGGUUUUAAACUGAUAAUAUAUUUUUACACUUGGCUUGCAUUCCUUUAACUUUCGAAAACGUCCGUUAAAUGAAAUCAACAAAACCAGACAAUAAUAAUUUAGUAACAAUUUAGCCUUAAAUAAGAUGAUUCUCCCGGGAAAAAAAUCCGGAUCCAAGAUGGCGUACAAUAGACCAUCUCCUGUUGUCAACUUUGUACUUUUAUUGUUUUCAGUACCAAAUGUGAGACUGAAGUUGAACGUUCCGUUUGAUGAAAACUUCGUUAGUUAACUUUUUUUGUGGAAAUAAUGGUGAAAAAUGUUAGUUAGCAACAAUUAAAAAAAAUGAUCACAUAAUAAAGUAAAAAGGGUUGUAUCAAAACAAGGUAUAACUCCGGCCUCCAAUCCUAAAAACGUAAAAUGGGCAAUUUCGUAGCGUAAAGCACUUAGCAUAAACUUUCCCACACGUUCUACAAAAUCAACGCUUUAAGUGUUAGCUAUCUUACACUAUUCUAUAGAGUUGGGGGCAAGAUGAAAAAAUCCAUCUUCCAUAUAUGUCAAAAGUUCGGUAUGAGAAGGAUGAAAGUUUGUUACUGACAGUAACAUUUUUUAUUAAUUUAAAUUCCUUGGCAAAUCGUAAUUCUAGUCCGUCUCCACACCUUAUACUAUUUCGGUAUAUAAGAUUUCCUUUAAUCAUAAUUUCCUUUUCAGUUUGCACUCGGGCCAGUUCCUCUAAUUAUUCACCUAAUAAUACACCAACAUGUGAACAGAAAGUACGUAUACCAUGGAAACCUGGCACACCACCCUACCUGACAACAAGACGUUGCUUGAAUGAAUGCGGGACCUGCUACACAAAGCACGAAAAAAAUUUCGACCAGGCGUGCAAAUAUCAGAAGAAAUGCUGUGCGUUCAAUUUCACCAAGUGUCCAAUACCAACAGGUCCAUCUAUUUGGCAGUAACUACGAUGUAAUCACGAAGAACUUAAGUGCCAAAUGUAUUUGAAAAUUCUAGCAAUAAACAAUGUGCAUCACUUUCGAAAAAAAUGUGCCAAAAUUUAUUGAACUUAUGAAGUCCUUGAAUCCAGCAAAUGGGUGGUUACUGUACAGUAAAACACAGGGCUCUGCUUGAUCCAAGUAUUAAACAAUAAACAAUUAAUUGGCCACUACAGACAAUACCAUAACAUACCAUAAUGCUCUUUGUCUGUCACCCCAUUUAACUCCCAAGAGAAACUGAAGACAAUUCUUAAAUAUUUAAAAUUUUGGGAUGACAAACAAAGAGCAUUAUGGUAUGUUAUGGUAUUUUCUCAGUGUACUGGCCAAUUGUUCUGCUCAAUAUUGGUACUCAAAAACGUCUUUGCUUAUAGCUCCCUAACCCGAGUGUGGCUAUUGCUUUCAGACAGUGAACAAUUAGCUAUUAACUGAAUGAAUUAACUGCAGUUUUGAAUUAAGCGCAGGGACUUCAUCGCACCGCUUCAUGCUGCUUAGUCUUUACUCCCUCCGAAGAUGUUUAAAUGGAGGUUUGAAUUCGUUAAGUGUUAUUAUAAUAUUAAUCGAAAACCAAAUAAUCCAUCGCUUCUCAUACCUUUAUUAAAGCAGUUCUUUCUGGCUAAACGAGUUGUUCAUUUUUGCAGUUCUUCGCGCGUUGCAUAACUUUCAAUGAUAAUGCCUCUGACAACAGUGUUGUAAAUAUGACAGCCCUGCACUUCUGCAGUUGAAUUAGCAAUAGUCUGAGGGGCUCUGGUUAGCAUCAAUGCUAGUUUUUGAGUGUGUCUACCGAAGUCGCUUUAGCUAGUGCGACAGGUUAGAACUGAAAAUGAAUUGGAUUUAAAGUUCUCGCGUAAUUAGGAAAAGAGAGGACUACACUUGUACUGUCGCAAUUUGUAAUAAUCAUUGCACUUUGUAAUACCUGUCGCAAUUUGUAAUAAAUCCAUCGCACUUUGUAAUACCCGUCGCAAUUUGUAAUAAAACGUGUACUUUGUAAUAAAAAAGCUGUCGCAAUUUGUAACAACUGUCCAUCGCACUUUGUAAUAAACUAAGCUGUCGCAAUUUGUAAUAAUUCCAUCGCACUUUGUAAUAAUUUUUUGAUAGUGACUCAACUUACUUCGUCAACAUUAAUAUAAUGCCAAAAUAUGCAUGGUACUUCAUAAACAAAGAUGAUGACGUCUGCUAUAAUGCACGUAACAUCUCCGUGACAUUUCGUGUAGUCAAACAUGGAUGUCUUCCACUAUAAAUUUUUCUGCCUUGAUUAAUCACGUGACCAACUAGAAUCGCUUUUAUGAAAGACAUGGAACUUCCUGUGACAAAUCACCAACAGGAUAUGAAUCAUGUUUAAAUUCAAAAAUAUUCAAAUAACCAAAGCGACAUUUAGCAACAGAAAAUUCAUGAAUAAUCUGGCAUUCGUCGUCCAAAUCCAUGUUUGCUUGCCACGUGAUACGUGACGUCUUCGGGGGAGGAUAAUCCCAUAUAUGGAUGGGUUAGCUAGGUAAGUACCGCCUGAUAGUGUAUGGUUUUUGAGGAUCUCGAUCCUUUAAUAGAGUAUCAUUAGUUACCUUGUUGGCCUUGUGUCUUUGGUUUGAUAUCCUUAGAUAAGGUAACUCAAAUAUUAAUGGAUUGUUUAUUCCAUCCUUUCCAUUUUGUGGAAGAAAAAGUAAUCCUUAACACGCACGGAAGAACUGCAAGUCCUUACAAGUUGUAUAUACGCGGGGAAGAAGAAUUUUUGACUAUCCCCACGGUAUUUGCUUUAGAGGGCGCCAUAUAGAAAAAAUUGUUUUAAGAUGGAAUCCUUUUGUUCCUAUAUGGGACCAAAUCAAGAGAGAAUAAUGGACCAAAUGGCCAGCCGGCUCAGUGUUAGACCCCAAGUGAGUUUUAUAAAAACGGGUGCAUACGAAGGUAUUGGCCAGCGACUAAUUGGAUUUUUUGUUUAUGUUUCUGUUGUGGUUCGACGGUUUGCCACUGGUGACGUUUUUGUUUAUUCACAGUAAACAAUUCAAUCUUUCCAGGCCUUGCUUGAUUAAGUUGGCCAAAAUAUGGAAGCUAAGCCACCAUUAUUUCUUUAAGAUUGCACGUUAGACAAGGAAGGUGUUGUGUCGACAUGUUAUAAGAUCUAAAAAGGAAAGCUUGAACUUUCCUGGUGUCCUUAUUCGAAUGAUGUAGGAUGGGUGUUACGAUUUGCGGAAAUUAAAUGCUUUUUAAUAAUGGCUCGUUUGUGUCUAGUGUGUCUAGCUCUGUUUAGAUCCUGUACUCUGGCAAUGCUCUGUCCAGAGGCACAUCCCCUUAUGGUUCAUGUAAGGUCGAAGUACUCCCGCCGGGUAACCAUUGCAUGCAAACCACCUAGUACAAUAGCAAGGUUUAAGGAUACAGCAUUUCGUAAGUCAGAUAACUAAUCAACAUUAAUUUUAUACUAGUAAUAGUUGACACUGCAGCUGCCCCCGUUCUUUAAAUUGUCGGUCAAUAGUAUUCUUGCUGGUUGUGUAGCUCUUUGAAAUAUACCGAUUCAUAAUGAAGAUUUUCACACACAUUCCAUACAAUAGGUGAGAUAAAUACAGGAAACGCAAAGUUCCAUGCACAGUUUCCGCUCGAUUUACACAGCUUUGAUCAAAACAUUCUCAGUUUCGAGAAUAGUUUAUUCUAAACCAUAAGAAAAGAUUUAAUUAGAAGUUGAAUACUUCGCUAUUUCUCUUUCACUUUUUACAUUCAGUUCAUUUUAUUUGCCGGAAAGGAAGCCUUAGAAAUUAAAAGAACGUUUGAUCGAUUCACGCUAGCGCAUUCUAGUCUUAUUUGAAACUUAACAACGGAAGAACAUCUAUGAGCAGGGAAUAAGUCAGCGCAGAAUUUGAUGGUCGGCGAAUUUCUGUAAAUGUCCAUCAAUCUGCUAGUGAUAAGCUAGCCGUUGUUCGCUUGUCUUGCUUGUUUGGGGCUGAGUCUUAUUCCGGUCAAAGAGAGAGAAAGAGUGUCUGGCAAGGUUUCCAAUAUAAAUCAAAGAUUUGUGAACUCGUGUCUGGCAAACUCUCCAAGUGUUUAUAUAUACACAGUUAAACGCACCUUAUAACCUCCCCUGCGCUUAACGAGUGUCUUUUGGUCCAUAACUUUCAAAACAACUGCUCCACAGAAUGUCACUGCGUAACGCAAAAGAGUAUCGAAGUAUGACUGCACAAUAAAUGUCACAAAAUCUACCUGAGCGGUCCCUUCGGGAUUUUCUGUCUUUACGUCAUCCUAACCAUUUCGUACUUGCGGGCGCAAACAAUAGAAACGUCAUCAUUACCUACCGAUUCCUCGCGGCCCCAGUUCGAGCAAAUCGAGACUUUUUCCAGUAUACUGACUGUAUAUUUGAACUGUAAGUACUGUCCUUAAUAUACGCGCGAGUUACUAGGGUGCCUCCUCGUGAUUUCGCCUCUAGGCGAAAUCCCUGCGGGGGCAAAAAAUGUUUAGGACUGUGAAUAAAGUUUAAUGGUUUGAACGAACGGAGAUUUUACGUGCUAGCAUACGUCAUCAUCAUUGUUAAUGUAGUACCAUGCAUAUUUUGUCAUUAUAUUAAUGUUGACGAAGUACGUUGAAUCACUGUUAAAAAAAUUAUUACAAAGUGCGAUGGAAUUAUUAAAAAUUGCGACAGCUUAGUUUAUUACAAAGUGCGAUGGACUGUUAUUACAAAUUGCGACAGCUUUUUUAUUACAAAGUGCGACACGGUUUAUUACAAUUUGCGACAGGUAUUACAAAGUGCGAUGGAUUUAUUACAAAUUUCGACAGGUAUUACAAAGUGCGAUGAUUAUUACAAAUUGCGACAGUACAAGACUGUGGAAGUUUACUUUUAUCUCGAUGAACCCCUUUAAGCCCCGAUAACAACAUACAAAUUCUGAAAGCUGAUCUCCAUGCAUUUCCUUCAAGAAUUAGUAGAGAGAAUUUGAUAGAGGAAGCUUUGGUGACUAUGUUUUAUUUAUUCUCACAAUUCUAUUUCUUGAUGAUGAGCUGUUGAUGUCUGGAGAAAAUCAAUGUUGGUCCAGUAUUGGGACUUUAAGGGUUAAGAGAUUUCAACAAUAGGGAGCUUAAGCAACGGCGUUUUUGAGCGACGCACGUCAACCGGAAGUGAGGUCUUUUUCAUUUUAAAGCACCUUGACGCUCCCAAAUUUGUAUUUCUAAGUGUCUUAACUAUUAUAGAGACAAGUUGUCCUAAAAAAUGGGCAAAACCACUGUCCAAAAAUGAAAAAAAACCACUUCCGGUUGACGUGCGUCGCUCAAAAACGUCUUUGCUUAAGUUCACUAUUCUUCCAUCGCCUAAACGCCUAAGUGUGCCCGCUCAAGUGUGCAAAAAGUCCACUUCGGUUGACUUAUGCACCUAUCAAUGUAAAUCCCGUGGGGGAGGAGUGCGGGCAAGGGGCGGGGAUUUGAUGCCUGAGACUAUCCCCUAUGUCGGGCUUUUGAUCGUGCGAAGCGCCCCCGGGGUCGGGACAUUUGACUUUGACCGACAGAACCCUGGUAUCAAUUCAGAGGCGGUUACCAAGUAUGUCCCUCGAGACUUUCUGACAGUCACGCUGUUGGAGAAAGGUAUGAAGUUUUCAUUUGUUUUAAUCGCCAUAAUACGAUACUUUAAACUGUCAUCUAAACAGAUAAUGUCUAUUUUGAGAAAGUUUUUAUCUUCAAGUUCCCAUCUGAUUGUAAAACUCGAUUGAAAUUGAAUUCCACCAUGAAAGUCAGAGGAUUUUUUACGGGUCACUGAUCCGACCUGUUCCGACACUUUGAGCAGAUAUGUUAUAAAGCAUUUUACGUUUCAUUAAUAUUAUAAUAGCCGCGGUCAAUCUUCCUGAAGUGAUUUUGUUGUUCAAAAUAAAGAUGCUAGUGGAGAGAGAAAAUACUUAAUUACAGCGAAUAACUUAACGGAGCUUACGUUAACCUUAAAUAAAAGUAGUAAGAACGAACUUUUGAAAUGUUCUUUUAUUCGUUUUAUAUAGUAUUAUAGUACUGUUUGUUUAGAUUUUUUCUCCUGGGGUGGGGGCUUUUUUAACACUUUUGAUUGACCUUUUGUUUCCCACCCUGGGGAAUUUGAUCAAAAGUUUUAAAAUUUGUCAAAUCCCCACCCCUUUAUUAGUUAUUUGACGUUCGCGGUCGUGCCCAUUUUCAGCACUUCAUUCUUGUAAAUGAAAGAGGCCUUAUGACAAACUAAUUCACCAUUUAAACGCCUUGACACCAUUCUUCUAACGACGUCAUAUAUUGUAGCAAAAAGCAAUCGAUUAUCACCAAAAUUUUGUAAGGAAUAAGCCGGCGAACAGCUAUUCAAUUCACAAGUGAAAGCAAAACGUUCUUCUUAACAAAUCCGACAAAAAAUACACCAAAAUCAAAUGUAUACUUUUGAGCCCGUGUAACAUUUAAUAGUCUAUCUCAGGCUGCAAAAAGUCUGAAAAAAAAAUAGAACAAUGCUUCGUUUGGGACUAAGAAGAAAACAUCAGAAAUUUCCAAACGGUGAUUUCAUUAAUGUUUCGUCGCAAUAUUACUUUGGGCAUAGUUAUUAGAGGAGACUGAUUAUGAAAAGCGGCAAACAUCAAUGAUAAAAACAACAGUGCUGCAGUUUAUGUUCAAAGCACCGUGAAAGUGCACAAUCCUUUGUUUUCCGUUAGCAAAUUGUUACGGAAUAAAUUAAUGCAACGUUUUUAUUGGUAAAUACAAUCAAAAUGAUAGGAAUUCUUUUGAACGUUGUGCACUUUCAGGUCCCCAAAAACAUAUAACAAAGGAGUCUGACGGGUUUCAUAACCAUUCCACUCAAUUAACUAUGCUUUGGGUCAUCAGUUUUGAUCAUGAAAACUAUCAAGAAAAGUAAUUUGCCAGGGGCGGGCAGAAUUCAUGGGCGAACUCGCUCACAUGGCAUUAAAAACUGAAGGCUUUACUUACCAACAGCUGACAGCUGGUCAAAGGAACGACGUGAACAAUUUUUUUUUUCGGCAAUUGAAGAAAAGAUAUAUCAUGAUGGUUCUGAAUCGAAAGUCCAAAGCGCUGGUGUAAAAUGCUUUAUUUCAUUACCACAGAACUAUCCCCUGGGGCUUGUUAUUUCGGAAGUGUAAGAUCGUCGUAUAAUAUCAUGUAUUUUUUAUUUUUCACUGGGCUCAUUUGUUCGAAGGCCGAUAAGAGCUAACAUGUGGUUAAGUUUUAAUUCCGCUAUCUUUUCCUUUUGCUCAAAAACAUUUUCUUGGAUAACGUACUCAUUCUUUUUAGAGCCGAUUUAGAACAUCCAAUCAACAAAUUAAGCUUCCUCAGUUAACUGAAUCUAAUUUUCACACUUACCCUGGGUUAUCUAAACCCAGUUUCGAACAACACUGCCCGGCAAGAGAUUCAAAACCACUUCUCAAAAAUCUCCAUCCCCCCCAGAAACGGAAUCAGCUUUUGGGGGUAAUUCUGUAAUUUUAACAAUGAAGAUGAACGCGAAAAAACGUCCUGCAUGCAAAUCCUGUUGAUUUUUUGUCUUUGUUAUAAAGUGAAGCCUUAAAACCCGCUUUUAUCUUUAAGUAAAUGUUUAAAGUUCAGUAUCUUCACUUUUCCUUUUUUUGGCUUCGUUUACACAGCAGACAAAAGAAUUACGCAAGAAAAUGCCUGAGUCAUCACUACUCCAGCAUUAAAGGUUUGCCAACUUUUAAUCGCGAUCUUUCAUUUAAACACACACAGCUUCUGUAGUCAGCAUUUCCUGUCAAAUUAACGUCAAUUGCCAGACUUGUACUAACCAUUUUAAGCCCAUUCUGAAGAUUGCAAACGAACAGUUGAUGAAAAACUGACUCCGGUACGAAUCACUGAAUUUAUUACAGAUAAUGAACUCCACAAGUUCUUCGCAAACUCGAGACCAAAGCAACUCACCCAGAUGUAUCUUCGUUCGCAUAUUAACGUCACUUGCCAGACUUUUACUAGCCAUUUAAGCCCAUUCUACGUGAAGAUUGAAACCUAACAGUGGAUGAAAGACUGAUUCCGGGGUAGGAAUCGCUGACUUGAAAACAGAUGACGAACUCCUCAACUACUUCGCAAACUCAAGAAGACUUAAAGCAAAUUAUCCAGAUAUAUCUUGGUUCGCACAUCGCAUCAGGAGUUUUUCUUGUUGUAGCAACUUUAGUAACAGCCCUGGGGAAUGGCCUUCUACUGCUCGCGAUUUGGAAGGAUCCGUUUAAAACUUUCCGUACACCAAAUACGUUUUUUGUGAUUGGCCUAGCCGUCGCUGACUUUCUCACAGGUAUUACGACAUGUCCGUUGACCGCUUUUGAGGACAUUGGUCUUUACAUUAGUGUAAAAAGGCGAGAUUCAUCGAUUAUUCCAUCACUUCAAAAAGCAGGGCAUUUUGCUCAUCUCAUUUCCGCAGCCACAAUGAACAGCUCUUACAUAAUUCUGCUGUUGUUUACUUGGAGUCAAUUUACAGCGAUAAACUUCCCCUUCAAGCACAAAGUGCUUGUUACGAAGAGUCGAGUUAUAGCAAGCGUGAUCUUAACUUUUACACGGUAA
Molecule: messenger RNA, 28928 nt
Organism: Porites lobata
Lineage: Eukaryota; Metazoa; Cnidaria; Anthozoa; Scleractinia; Poritidae
Source: the annotation of a GenBank genome assembly